Lolium rigidum is the source of this 484-nucleotide messenger RNA. Its product is annotated as sulfiredoxin, chloroplastic/mitochondrial-like. NCBI's taxonomy places the organism in Eukaryota, Viridiplantae, Streptophyta, Magnoliopsida, Poales, Poaceae. Bases 1 to 438 code for a protein of 145 amino acids. The transcript has 5 exons. The record is from RefSeq and is a predicted model, not a curated record. Gene Ontology annotation, molecular function: sulfiredoxin activity.
AUGGCGUCGAGGUCGAGCUUGGAUUUGGGAAAGAUCGUGCCCCCCGCCGGCUUCCUCCUCCACGGCCGUGCUGCCGUUCCCAGGACCCCCUUUCUCCGGGAGAGGAGCGUGAGGGGGAGGCGCGGCCUCUCCUUCUCGGUCUCGUCCUCCAACGGUGCAGCUGCACGGUCCCCGUUGAGUGACUCGGAGAAGAAUGGCCCUGUGGUGAUGGAGAUCCCACUAGAAGAUAUCAGGAGGCCACUAAUGCGAAUUUGUGCCAAUGAUCCUGCCAAGGUGCAGGAGCUCAUGGAUAGCAUCCGUGUCAUCGGUCUCCAAGUACCCAUUGACGUGCUGGAGGUUGACGGAGUCUAUUAUGGUUUCUCUGGAUGCCACCGCUACAAGGCUCACCAACGCCUAGGACCCCCGACCAUCCGCUGCAAAGUCCGCCGAGGGACAUAAGAAACACUGAGGCACCAUAUGCGAUGAAUCCGUGGGAAGAUGAACG